This is a messenger RNA of Colletotrichum truncatum, 1683 nucleotides long. RefSeq lists its product as uncharacterized. The record is from RefSeq and is a predicted model, not a curated record. Lineage: Eukaryota; Fungi; Ascomycota; Sordariomycetes; Glomerellales; Glomerellaceae.
AUGGAUAGGUCUCACAACUUUUGGACGCCGUCGCUGCAGGCUGAGUUUCAUCGCAAGCUUGCAUCCCUCCGACAACUGACCGAGAUCCCAUCCGAACCACGAGCUUACCCUUUGCAAAUGAUGUCACAAUCUCAAACCCACUCCCUUUCCACCAACGAUGAGAUUCGAAUCGCCGAUUGCAUUUCUUUCCUCGCCCAUUGUAAAGAGGGAGGUAAGUUCGUCUCAACGGUCACCUUGCGCGAACAUCCAGACCGGUUACAAGUGGUACUUGCCGGCAACACAAAACCAUCAUCGAGCGUCUGCGAAGAACUCACGAAAAUCACGGCUCAAUUAAGCAACCUUAGCAGAGAGGGUGGCCUGAAACAUACGGUUCGAGAGCUCCUCGACAUGGUACUUUGCUUUAGCAGCAGCCGCAUUCUUGGCAGAUUGCGUCCGUCGUGGAUGUCACGGCCCCGGCGUCUCAGAUCACCACAACUUUCUCUGCAGGAAAACUUGAGAGACUGCAUAAAGCAAAUUCGAGAAAUUUCGUGCGCUCCUGCGCGAAUCGCACAGCUCCUCGAACUGCUGGAGGACUUGAUGGAGGCUCUGAAGCUUGUCGACCAUCGUGUGGAGAUCAAUGCCCUACCGGAAACUCUCAAGACGAUCGUUAUGAGUUGCGCGCAACUGGCACGUUUGGGGAGCACAAAUUCGAUAGAGGAACAUCUGAAAUCUUUGGGGUUUCGAGCACAAAUUGCCGAGAGCUCAGAGAUCCGCCAGGUUGAUAAGCUGGCGAGGUACUUCUUCACAUGCAGAGACCUAGCUCGACUUUCUAAAGAACCCAGCUAUCGACAUUUGUUCAGCCAUAUCGAGAUCACGACGCUGGAGUCCUCUCCUCGCUUGGUUCGUCCGGGGAGUGUCCAAAAUUGCUUCGUUCACGCGGAAAUUCAACAGGUCUUCUACUUAGAAAAGCAGCCACAUGCGCCAGCGCCACGAGCAAUCGGAUGCAGCAAGUCCGCAUGCUAUUUGUGUGAUCUGUUCAUUCGUACACAUGGCGACUAUGUGGUUUCUCAGACUCAUGGUCGUCUCUACGAGAAAUGGACCCUGCCUGAUGUUGAUUGGAUGGACACCGCCCAGGCGGGGAGACUUCAAUGCGUAGUUCAGAGCAUGAUAAGGGACAUGCAACAAUUGAUUCAACGGUUCGAACACGGUGAACGAAUUAAUUAUCGUUACCCGCUUGAAAGCCGGGCAUGUCUGCCUUUGUUGAGUGGAAACAACUCAAGCCUAACUGGACGACGCGUGGAGAGUGAGGACGCAGUCCAAAGACGGCAAAGCAAUGCUGCAGACGAGAUGCUCCCUAGAUGCCAGUCGUUGCCCGCUAUAGUCUCACCUUUCAUUAAGAUCACCGAGCGAGACCUACCGUGGAAUCGAUAUGCGCGGAUGGGGCAAGGGCCAUUGCACGUUCAGAUCGAUGAGCUCUCUAUUCACCUGGAGUUUGCGUCGACAGCGACCGGGUUACUUUCGAUCUGUCCUCAGCAAUUCGACUCCUCCGACGAAAUCAAGAUCAUGAGCGCACUUGACAUCCCCACAAACGCGGAAAUUAACAUCCAACGUCCUCGAGCCUCACGGAGGCUAGCAUUCGGGCUCUCGCUCAGGACAACCCGGGUUAUUCAGGUUGAGUUCAUUUGGGAGACACCUUUAGUUUAA